Messenger RNA from Babesia bigemina, 303 nucleotides. RefSeq lists its product as hypothetical. The coding region runs from base 1 to 303 and encodes 100 amino acids. NCBI's taxonomy places the organism in Eukaryota, Apicomplexa, Aconoidasida, Piroplasmida, Babesiidae. The record is from RefSeq and is a predicted model, not a curated record. The transcript has a single exon.
AUGGCAGUGAGGGGUGUUGCACCUCUCCAAUUCAGCAAGUCUGUUUCGUAUAAAGUGACACAUUGCAUAUCUAGAUGCAGGAGUUCAAUCCAUAUGAUACUCAUUCCCGUAGUAAAGUGUAAAAAGGUAGCCAUCUCUAGGGUGGUCCAGGGACUACCCUCGUGUGAGAGACUCAUGGCAGCAUUUGGGCUCAGUUAUUCUGAACACGAUGAUUACCUCCUCGUCUUCUCGGCGGCGUCACAGUUCGAGGCUAGCGGCAUGGCGCCGAAGUCCUUGAUGGACUGUCCCGAAAACCUUCGAUAG